Eruca vesicaria subsp. sativa (arugula) is the source of this 261-nucleotide messenger RNA. Lineage: Eukaryota; Viridiplantae; Streptophyta; Magnoliopsida; Brassicales; Brassicaceae. The record is from the annotation of a GenBank genome assembly.
AUGAAAGAAGCAUUUCCGGAGUUAUGGUCGGAGUCCAUCAACAACAACAUGAACAAAGAAUCUGAAAGAAUUGGUUACGCCACACAGAUCUCGAUUGAAACUUCUUUGUUAUUCGAUGACAGCAACCGUAACAUUCAACCCGGGAAAUUAAGGUAUGGGUGUCCACACCGUAUAUGGAUAUUGCACUGGAGCAUAUUCACAACAUACUUGAAGCUCUCCUUGAACUAUGCGCACAAGGCCACCAUUGAAACCAUUGCUUAA